Candidozyma duobushaemuli is the source of this 6264-nucleotide messenger RNA. RefSeq lists its product as uncharacterized. Gene Ontology annotation, cellular component: nucleus. The record is from RefSeq and is a predicted model, not a curated record. Gene Ontology annotation, biological process: DNA-templated transcription; regulation of transcription by RNA polymerase II. Gene Ontology annotation, molecular function: RNA polymerase II cis-regulatory region sequence-specific DNA binding; zinc ion binding; DNA-binding transcription activator activity, RNA polymerase II-specific. Lineage: Eukaryota; Fungi; Ascomycota; Pichiomycetes; Serinales; Metschnikowiaceae. The coding region runs from base 1 to 6264 and encodes 2087 amino acids. The transcript has 3 exons.
AUGAGCGACUCUCGCUACUCAAAGCGCUUUAGAGUACCGGUGUCGUGUUCGGUCUGCCGUAAGAGGAAGUCCCGUUGUGACAGAGUCAAGCCAGUCUGUGGCACUUGCAAGAAAAAGUCGAUAGCUCACUUGUGCACUUACGAAGACGACCCGCCCACUGGUCAGCAAAAUACCACGACUUUCUUACCCGUGGGGCCUGUCUUGGCAACCCAAACAGCCCAGUACCAACCUCAGCCAAACCAUGAUCCUAACCUACCCAGUGGAUGUGCCAAGAGCACCAACAACAUCUCGCUCUUUCGGAUCCCACAGCUCUCAUGGCUCACUUGGCUCCAAAGGAUCUCUUCCCCUUCCGCAGUCAUUCUCUGGCAAUGCCCCUAUUGGAAGUCCGAAGAACCACAUGCUUUCCCGGAAAAAUUCAAUGGGAAGCUCUGCUCCAUCGAUCUCUGGUAUCCCAGGCCCCCUCUGGUGACACUGAAGAAACGCAAGACUCCAACCACACCUCCGUUGGCACCUGCCAUGCUCGCUUCUGGGUCGUCAGGCAAACCAACCGAACCUCCUCAAGCUAUGUCGAUUCCCAUGGGAUCCAGGUCCAAUAUCUCGAUGACGGAGCAGUCCUCGAAUUCUCCUAAUAAAGAGAAGACGUCGAUUCCAUCGGCCAAUUCCCAACAGGACAUAAAGUCACCAAAGAAAGAACUUCUCACAGAAGAAAGUUCAUCUUCCGAAUACGUUUCUAUUUCCAUUGGCUCCAACAUUCUUCAGAUUGAGCUAGAAGACACAAUGGAUUCGUUUUCUGCAGCCACGAAUUCUCUUUUGGUUGAGGGUGAGUUUUGGCUGCAACAAGGUCCUCUCUCCUAUGUUGGUCUCACUAAAAGUGACCCAUUCAUCAAGCUCAUUCGAAGCUUCAGUAUAGAGAUCUUUAAAAGCGACGAGUUUGCGCAGUUCAUUAGACGCAAGAAGCCACUUCCAGGUGACAAGAGCUCUCCCGCUUCUGCCAUGAGUGGCGGUACCAGUCUUGAUGAUACUUCUAGAUCUGAACAAUCUGAUCAGCCCUUCGAUAAGGCCUUCGCCCUCGAGGAUAGAAACUCAGAAGACGAGACUGACCUUCUUAGUGGCGGGGCUCUUCUUACAACCAAAAUCAAAGCUGAUGAACCAAAUAAUUCAUUACCAUUCCCAAGCCCAUACACUGAUAUGCCUGGAGGGAUCUCAAUUCAAAGCUUAUCUGGGUCGAAGCUGAACUAUUACGAGUUUGUUCAAGCUCAAGUGAUCAGCGUUCUUCCGAACAAGAGAUCUCUAUAUCAUGCAGUGAGUCGAUACUUUAAGUUUGUGGCUUCAUUUGUCCCCAUACUUCAUGAGCAGACAUUUAUGUCAGAGGUACGUUCCUUAUUUGGUGGUGGAUUCCCUGAUUUUGGCGACGGCUUCUACAAGCUGUUCUUUAUAAGAGACGAACAGGAUCUCAAUUUGACUGCCCAAUUGCUACUCAUCCUUCGACUUGGCUACAUGUCUCUCAUACCCACAGGCGAGACCGAUAUUGUCUUUACCAAGGAGGAGAAGCAUCUAAUCAAGGAUAUCACGAGAUUUAAGUCGGACCACUAUUUGAGCAUCAUCAACCUUUGCAUUUCGGAGGAGAAGGUUCAGUCAAGAUCCACCUUCAAGAUCGUCCAGAGUUUAACUCUUUUGUACUUCUACCGUUCAGUGGCUCCAAAUGACUGUCUUGGUAUCAGUGGUGCAGACUCGCAAUUAUUGUUUGGCUCCAUUGUCAAUCAUGCUUUAUCGAUUGGUUUGAAUCGUGAUCCUGCGAACUACGAUAGCAUACACAGCAUCUCGAAGAAAGCAGACUUUGUUAAUACUUGGAGGUCGUUAUGGCACUUUAUCACCAACGCCGAUGCCAUGGGCGCCAUGUUAUGCGGCUCACCCCUCAAGAUUCCGACUAUCGAGAUAAGCGAUGUUGAGACACCGAAGUUUGACAAGAAUGCUGGCGAGAGAGAGGAGUUGUUCUACAGAACACAAGAUAUAUGCAACUCAUAUCGUCGUGUCAUAAAUAAGCUCACCAAUCUUCAUGACAAACCUAAAGUCAUUGAAGUGUUACGAGAAACGAGCUACUUGGAAGGAAUCUUCCUUUCUCUUUUUGGGCAGGACUUUUUCCGAGACUAUAUCUGCAGCCCGGCGCCUCAACAUGGAGACGGUCUGGACGCUGGUGAGAAAAAGAAGCGGGAGGAAUGCUUACUAAAAGUGAGCCGCUUCUUGACCUUCUUGCACUUGAGAGCCAGCCUUUCGUGUCUAUACUACUUGGUGGUCAUUCAUUAUGAGGAGAAGCUAGACAAAGAUGCAAGUGCUGAGAUCACUGCUGGCAUUGAGCUCUUCAAAAUCUUCAUAAGAAGUGUUGUGCAACUUGUUUAUAUAAUGUCGUAUGCACUUGAUAAUUCUCAAGAGCUUUUUGGCAGACAUUAUGACUUUAUCUUGACUUCGGGCAUUGAACGGUCAUUGAUAAAGACCCACAACUUUGUGACAUCUUUCUUCAUUCGUCUCAUCAACUACAAGAGGGCGUUGGUGGUUCAGCAAUUUAGCAAAAUGGCAAAUCCUCUAUCGAAUUCCUCUGAGGACGAUGACUCGGAAUUAGUUGCUCGAAGCGAGGUUACCGAUUCGUUGUUCACAAUAGCAAUGAUAGAGGCGGAGCUAUUCGUGGGUAACUUCUGGACCCUAAGCAAGACAUACAUCAAUUCUUACAAGAUCUAUGUCAUGGCAUACUUUGUGCUCAAACAAUGCAUGGAGAAUCCCGACAAGUUGUUCGAAGGGAUGGUCAACCAUAAAAAGUAUUUCCACGAUGGUACGAACUUGCUUCAAUUCCUUUCCAUAGUUGAACUUCAAAGCUUGUGCAAAUUAUGUGAAGAAUUUCGCGUCGCAAAAGUGGAGCUGAUUCGAAGACAAACGACCCGGCCCAAAUCCGGCGCAGCCGACGUGGAAGGUGGCAAAGUGGACAAUGACGAAGAACCUUUCGACGCCUUGUUAGCAAACAGGACGAUGUAUGCGAACCGUAACACGGUCAAUACGUAUGGAGUGUUACAAGAGAAGCAUAUGUAUCGGGAUUUUGAAAAACAGGCGUUUGAUGAGCAGUCAAUGAUUGGAAACGAGGAACUCCUUAAGCUCUUUGAGCUCUAUGGCGACCUCGAUGCAUGUCGUAAGAGGAAGGUGAAGUGUGACAGGAAGUUCCCAUGUUCCACAUGUGUUCAGCACAACAGGUCCAAGGAUUGUUCAUAUGGAGAAUCUGUGUCUACAGCAGGUCCACCGAACUUUAAAGACGGUUCUGUUGGAGUUUUCAGAACAUUCUUCGCAAAUGGUCCCUCAUCCUCGAGUCCAAGGCUGAAGGAGUCGUCAAGGUCUGAGUUGACAUUCUCGAGACUGGAGUUUUCUGGAGGAAGUGACAGUUUAAGUGCUAAUGCAUCCCUCGAAGGAAGCUCUGACUCUUCCAGAGCUUCAGACCCUGUCCUCAUGCGCCCUGCCCAGACAUCCCAAACAGGGUCCCAAAUGCCCCAACAGGCUCGCUCUGGAAUGCACACCAUGUCGGUCGGUUUCGAUCUGAGCCUGCCAAUGAUUUACCAAACUGGUCUGGCUCACGAUCCUGUGAGUGAUAGGCAGCUGAGUGAUAGGUCGCUGGGAUCUGAGAAUCUUGGCUUGAUGAGCGAUGUGGAGCGACUCAAACUGAAGAUACGACAGCUCGAGAAUAAGCUCGAUCUGAGUCUGAGCCUGGACUCUCCCACACAAUACCCGAAUUCUCAUGAGAAUUCAGUGGACUUCCAGGCAUUCAGAAACAAUCUUGCUCGCGGUCCACCCCAAGAGUCAAAUUCCUCCAACCCUCUAUUCGUUGGAGUCAAUCCCUACAACAACAACGAGCCAGGUGAGCUCAUUGACUUGUACGAUAACUACAGCCCUAUGCAUGUCAAGGAUGCAUUUCGCCGUCAGAAUUUCGGUCCCUUUGCAUGGCUCGCAUUCAUGAAGAAAGACAAGGUGCUCAAUCUUUUAUUUGAUUAUAUGAAGACUACUAGGGCUUCAGACAAGUUUCCCGAUCCAUACCUGCGGUCGAAAUCGUGCACGAAACCGAACGACAUGGAUGCUGAUUUCCGUAAGAAGGCACUAGAUAGAGAGGGAGAUAGCGAUGUCGCUCAUUUUAAGGAAAACAAUAGCAACACUACCGCCAGUGACCUAAAGAUGCAGAUGAACAAACAUGCUAUUUCGCUCGGUCUCACCAUGUUCGAAGGAGAAUGGGACCAAAAAGUUCACCUUAUUGAAAAAAUCAAGAUGCUUCUCCCGACGCGUAAAGCUCUUUGGAUCUUGAUCAACCGAUUCUUUUCCUCCGUCUACCCCUUCAUACCUAUCAUUGAUGAAACUUGGUUCAGAAGUGAAAUCAAGAGAAUGCUUGGCCCUGAGAUCUACGACGACGAACGCAUUCAACACAUUGUUCUCGAGAAGCAAAUUGAUCUAGCUACAAUUGCAAUCUUGUUGAUUGUCAUCCGAUUUGCUUACUUGUCAGCAUUUUCCAAUAUCAAAGCAGAAAAUGAGAGAGUUUUAACUGCUACAGAUGACUCCCCUUUGGCUGAAAUGAAGUACAUUCUCCACAAUCCAAUUGCAUUAGAUGCCAUUAAUCUUUCCCAAGUUUGCAUUGAUCAAUUUGAUCUUUUUAAGAGAACGAAUAUGACCGUUUUGCAAUAUAUGGCUCUUUUGAGAGUAUACUAUCAAUUUGCUCCCGAGCAUGGUGAUGGUUACGACGGAGGAGUUUCUCAUGUCUUGCCAUCCAUGUGCGUUCUGAUUGCCUAUUGUAUGGGCUUGAACAGAGAGCCUGGUAACUUUGAUGACGUCUGUAACGAUGCCAAGAUGAACAACAUCACCAGAAAGCUCUGGUUUUUCAUUAAACUUGCAGAUUUGACGCAAGCAUACCAAUUCGGCUUCCCCAUGCUUAUCGACAAUAAUUUCAACGAUGUGCGUCUUCCAUACUACAGGCCAGGCAACUCAAAUAUCCUAGAUGCAAAUCUUGAAAGAGACUUGUGUGACACCCUUGCUGGAAUGGGGCCUUUCCUUGACAAGCUCAAAACAUUUUUGUCUAGGAUAUGCUCUAUUCGAAACUGUAUGAAGAUGAGCGAUGCUACUGCUCUAAUAUCUGACUUUGAGCUUAGUAUUCAGCAAGCCCUUGGGUCAUUGACCGAUUACUCGAAGACGCCACUCGCAAAGAACGAAUUUACAUUCGCCAAAAGCAUGAAGUGCAAGACCUAUUUGAACCUUAAGAACCUUUUACUAUCAUUGUACUUCCACUUUUUCCUCAACUACGAACGGAAUGGAAACCACAAUCUAGCUUUUUUCUACAUGAAGAAAUACCUUGCAAUCGCUUGUGGUGAGAUUCUUCCUGAGAUCCUUGAUCUUAUCAAAGAUAAAUCGAAGACAUUCGAUCCGAACAGCACUUUGCCUGAUCUAUUCUUGACACCUUCGAUUGAAUUGUUCCUUCACAAGACAAAUCAGCUCAAUAUUUCCAUUUUCUUGAGAAUGAGCAGCGCUGUCGCGUACUUGAGGUCCGAUCCAGUUCUUCACAACAGAAAUAUCAUGAACUCCUUCGAGUAUAAAAUGAGAUACGCCAAACUUUGCAAGCUUCUCAAGAUUCUCGAGAAGUUUAUCAAGUUUGGCACAGCUUGUCUCUCCAAACUCAGUCAUAGAUAUUACUAUGCAUGGAGAGUUUGCAAGGCACACACAUUCAUCAUUGACGUCUUCCAAUCAGAGGCGGUGGGUGAAUAUAUUCUCAACAACUGCAAUUCAGAUAGGCUUAUGACCGACUUCACAGCCCAGAGACUCGAUGAAUUAUUGAAAAUCGCAGAUUCCACCCUUUGGAAACUCAAAGAUGUCAUCAAAGAAGAUACAGAGCGUAAGAAUGAGGAUACAUUCAAUGUGCCCGAUAUUGACCCCUUAACGAUCAAUCCUACAGCUACUCAAAAUAACCCAGAGGCCCCACAAGAGCCUUUGGAAGUCUUCUCAACGGAUGAUGCGAUUGACAUUGACGACCUUCGUCCAGCCGAAAAUGUGGAUAUCGACAAUUUAUGGCGUCAGAUUGGGUCUAUGAAGUACGAUAUCCAGGCAAAUGAAGCGUCUGCGUUCGACCAAAUGAACAUUCCUGAUGAUCAAUGGGGUAUGCCCUCACCAAACUACGGCGCUUCGUUGACACCAUUUAUGGACAACAGCGGAGAGGUCGAUACCUACCUUGAUAUGUUUUCCAAACCACAGCUUUAG